CCAUCACCCAUCCCAUCGUCGCGGCAAAGCUCCAUCACUCCCUUUUCCCAUUCUCCGAGCUCACCCCCUCCCCCGACGCUCAACUCCCGCCGCGUUUCCCACUUCUACGCUUCCCUACCCCUCAUCAUCAUGCCUGCCACCACCGCCGAGACCCUGUCCUUCGUCAAUAAGAAUGUCACCGUCGCCCCCCUCGUCCUGCUCUCCGUCGUCGACCACUUCAACCGUGUAGCUAAGGGCACACGGAAGCGGGUGGUUGGCGUCUUACUCGGCCAGAAUGACGGCAAGAAUGUCCGGGUGUCUAACAGUUUUGCGGUCCCGUUCGAGGAGGAUAACGAUGACCCCUCGGUCUGGUUCCUAGAUCACAACUACGUCGAGAACAUGAACGACAUGUUCAAGAAGGUCAACGCCCGGGAAAAGUUAAUAGGCUGGUACCACUCGGGCCCCAAGCUGCGCGCCUCCGACCUCGAGAUCAACGAACUAUUCAAGCGAUACACACCAAACCCCCUCCUGGUCAUUAUUGAUGUCCAGCCGAAGGAGUCUGGCGUGCCGACAGACGCUUACUUCGCCGUAGAGGAGAUCAAAGACGAUGGCACAACCACAUCUAAGACCUUCGUGCACACACCCUCAACCAUCGAGGCCGAGGAGGCGGAAGAGAUCGGCGUCGAACAUUUGCUCCGGGAUAUUCGCGACGUAGCCAUCGGCACGCUAUCGACGCGCAUCACAAAUCAACUGCAGUCGCUGCAAGGGCUGCACCUACGAUUACGCGAUAUCCAGACCUACCUCCAGAAGGUUCAAGAUGGCCAGCUGCCGGUGAACCACGGCGUGUUAGGCAACCUGCAGGAUAUUUUCAACUUGCUGCCCAAUUUGUCAACGCCCAAGCCCGGAGACGGCGACGGUAAGAACGGCGCCAGCAACAGCAGCAAUCUUGGUGAGCUGUCAUACGCGAUGAGCGUCAAGACCAACGACCAGCUCCUUGCCAUCUACCUCAGCAGCCUAAUUCGUGCCAUCACCGCCUUCCACGACCUCAUCGAGAACAAGAUCCAGAACCGACAGCAGCAGGAGGAGAAGGAGGCCAAGAAGGAGGAGGCCGCCGCCGAUAAAGAGGCGAACGCCGCCAAAGAUAAAGAUAAGGAUGGGAAGAAGGAGGGCGGUGCUAACGGCGUGUCCAGCAGCAGCAGCGGCAGCGAGUCGCCAGACAAGAGUAGCGAUAAGGAAAAGAAGAAAUAGCGAACGCACCGCUAACCAGCAAAUGGCCGUCGGGGAACGCAAAAAAAAAAAAGAAGGAGCAUACGGGAUCGUGAGGGGAAAAAAUGGUCCGAUAAAUAGCAGCAAUCGUGUUUGUACAUGAAUCACCCCUAUCUCGACCCCUGUGUCGACUUGCUAGCCGCCUAGCUUCCGACUCCCAAUCCACCUAACUCUAGGCCGGAGAGAGAGACGGAGCCAUUGGAGUCGGGCUGUUGUGGAUUUCCAGAUUAUGGAAUUGGCAGUCGGUAAACCCGGCUCGCCUUUCCCUGUU
Messenger RNA from Durotheca rogersii, 1516 nucleotides. Its product is annotated as maintenance of mitochondrial structure and function-domain-containing protein. The record is from RefSeq and is a predicted model, not a curated record. NCBI's taxonomy places the organism in Eukaryota, Fungi, Ascomycota, Sordariomycetes, Xylariales, Xylariaceae. The transcript is spliced from 3 exons. Gene Ontology annotation, cellular component: proteasome regulatory particle; proteasome complex. Gene Ontology annotation, biological process: proteasome-mediated ubiquitin-dependent protein catabolic process. Bases 130 to 1227 code for a protein of 365 amino acids. Gene Ontology annotation, molecular function: metallopeptidase activity; protein binding.